Molecule: messenger RNA, 1878 nt
Organism: Microthlaspi erraticum
Lineage: Eukaryota; Viridiplantae; Streptophyta; Magnoliopsida; Brassicales; Brassicaceae
Source: the annotation of a GenBank genome assembly
AUGUCGUCGAGGACUAAGAAGUCCAAUCUUUACUACGUAACCCUAGUCGCGCUCCUCUGUAUCGGGAGCUACCUUCUCGGGACUUGGCAGAACUCGGUGGCGAAUCCACGCGCCGCCUUCGAUGACUCAGACGGUGCACCGUGCGAGGUAUCCUCCAGGCUCGAUUCCGCGAAGGAUCUCGACUUCGACGCGCACCACAACCCUCGUGAUCCACCUCCGCUGACGGAAACCGCCGUGAGUUUCCCGUCGUGCGACGCCGGAUUGAGCGAGACCACGCCGUGCGAGGACGCCAAGCGAUCGCUGAAAUUCCCGAGGGAGAGACUGGAGUACAGGCAGAGGCAUUGUCCAGAGAGAGACGAGGUCCUGAAGUGUCGAAUUCCGGCGCCGUACGGUUACAAGACGCCGUUCCGGUGGCCGGAGAGCCGUGACGUGGCGUGGUUCGCGAAUGUGCCUCACACGGAGCUCACGGUUGAGAAGAAGAAUCAGAAUUGGGUCCGGUACGAGAACGAUCGGUUUUGGUUUCCUGGUGGCGGUACGAUGUUUCCACGUGGCGCUGAUGCCUACAUUGACGAUAUCGGACGGUUGAUUGACCUCAGCGACGGCUCUAUCCGUACAGCCAUCGAUACCGGUUGCGGGGUGGCUAGCUUUGGUGCGUAUCUGUUAUCAAGAAACAUCACAACGAUGUCGUUUGCUCCAAGGGACACACACGAAGCUCAGGUCCAAUUCGCACUCGAGCGUGGCGUGCCGGCGAUGAUCGGAAUCAUGGCCACAAUACGUUUACCGUACCCUUCUAGAGCCUUUGACUUAGCACAUUGCUCUCGUUGCCUUAUCCCUUGGGGCCAAAACGAUGGGGUUUACUUGAAGGAGGUGGAUAGGGUUUUACGACCAGGAGGGUAUUGGAUUUUGUCUGGACCGCCGAUUAACUGGCAGAAACGGUGGAAAGGAUGGGAACGGACGAUGGAUGAUUUGAAUGCAGAGCAGACUCAGAUCGAGCGGGUCGCGAGAAGCUUGUGCUGGAAGAAAGUGGUUCAGAGAGAGGAUCUUGCUAUUUGGCGAAAGCCCUUUAACCACAUUCACUGCAAGAAAACCAGACAGGUUUUGAAGAAUCCGGAGUUUUGUCGCCAUGAUCAAGAUCCUGACAUGGCUUGGUAUACGAAGAUGGAUUCUUGUUUGACGCCAUUACCUGAAGUUGAUGAGGCGGAGGAUCUUAAGACGGUGGCCGGAGGGAAGGUGGAGAAGUGGCCGGCUAGGUUAUACGCGGUUCCUCCGAGAGUUAACAGCGGAGAUCUCGAGGAAAUCACACCGGAAGCUUUCUUGGAGGACACGAAACUGUGGAAACAGAGAGUUUCUUAUUACAAGAAACUAGACUACCAGUUAGGUGAAACCGGGAGAUACAGGAACAUACUUGACAUGAACGCUUACCUCGGUGGAUUCGCGGCGGCUCUAGCCGAUGAGCCGGUUUGGGUCAUGAACGUUGUCCCGGUCGAGGCUAAGCUCAAUACUCUUGGUGUCAUUUACGAGCGUGGUCUAAUCGGAACGUAUCAAAACUGGUGCGAAGCCAUGUCGACGUAUCCAAGAACGUAUGAUUUUAUCCAUGCUGACUCGGUUUUCAGCUUGUACCAAGAUAAAUGUGAACCGGAAGAAAUGUUGUUAGAGAUGGAUCGGAUUCUUAGACCGGGUGGUGGAGUGAUUAUAAGAGAUGACGUGGACGUGUUGAUUAAGGUUAAGGAAUUAACCAAAGGGUUACAAUGGCAAGGUAGAAUUGCGGACCACGAGAACGGUCCUCAUGAGAGAGUGAAGAUUUACUAUGCGGUGAAACAAUAUUGGACUGUUCCUGCACCUGACGAAGAUAAAAACAAUACUAGUGCUCUCUCAUGA